GUCAAAAACUUGAGAGAGCUCUCUCCACAUAAAAGAUUAUGAACUGAGGACAGUCCGGGUCAGAGUAUCCUCAUCAAUCGGUGCGUUCACAUUCAUUCCACGGAAAAGAAAUCGAAUUCCCUGUAACAAAAGGAUAGUUUUCCAUCGGGUGAGAAGACUGGCAAUUUCCACGAACAUCGAGAAUCAUGGAAUAUCUCUCACAAUCAAAGGAUUUCGAGCGCCGCUUGCAACAUCUUGAGACGACGUUCGCCAAGACUUCCCAGUCAAGUCAUGAGGGGGCGUUGUCUUUCCCUCCCACGGGUCCAGGCAAGAAUUUAGCCAGAUUCGGGACGGAUAAACUUGAGAAAUCCGAUUCUUGCAGUGCCUUCUCAGACCGGAAACAUUUCUGUCGACAAAAGUCAUUUGCACCCAGUUGCAAGUCCGAUGGCGGAGAUUCAAAUGUGAUGAUCCAUCCCGAUCUGUUUCCAAGGUGCACCUCCACCUCCACCAUGAGCAGUUUGGACGCUUCAGAGAUACAUCCAAGAUCCCGCCUCCAAACUUAUAGCUCACGAGAUACACAGGAUAUCGUGGAUGAGGAUGAGGACGAGGAAGAAGAGGAAGAUGUGGCAGCAGCCUUCAUCGAGGCGAAAUUGAAGUCGAAUGAAUCGCAGACCGAUACUAUCGACCUCUUGGCCAAAAUGGCCUCAUGGCGGUUCAAUGAUCAACGAUGUGAACUCCCACGUCGUUCCACCAUGACUUCGCUCAAAGAGAGAGAGGAACCCGACAAAGAAAUCGAAAGUCGAGGUUCCAGUUUACAUGAACGCGCUAGUCUGGGCAAAGGAGACACUCCGGCGAAAAAGGGGGUGUUCCGUGGGCGUUGGUGCGCUCCUAGGAAACCCAAGAGAGAGGGCUCUCCAUUACUAAUGAAGCGAUCAAAAAGUCGUGGAGUUAAGCCCUCUGGAAGUCUCACCUCUGUUUUGAAGCCCUCUUUAUUAGAACAAACCCAGACCUCGUGUUCGUCUUCACCUUCGUCAUCUUUCAAGUUCCGCUCGGUGGAUAGUUCACCGAAUUUACUUCGGAAGAUGGAGACUCGACUCCGUCGGGGUGGGAGUGGUGGGGUGGGCAGCGCGGGCAGUGGAGGCGGGUGCGGGAGUGUCGGCGAUGGAGGAGGAGGACCAAGAGGAGGAAGCUACCCCUCACACAUUCUCGGGGAAGGGGUUCAGGGCUCUAAUCGAGUUAUGAAAGACCGAUCAGCCGUGGCGAGUCGAUCCGAGUUGUUUGAGCUGAUUGAUCGUUUACAAUCUUCUCGACUUGAUGACCAACGAUGCUGCAUGCCUCCCCUGCCUGCCAAUGGCGUGGGUUCCGACGGUCAUAUGUUACUGGCAGGUCAAUUUAAGGGCCCCACGGAGAAUGGGAGCCGAAAUCCAACGUCCAAGAUCCUGUUGAGUGAAAUCCUCAAACAACCACCACCCUACCCCAUGGUGGUUUUGCCCAAAUCAGGAGGUUACUGGGUUGAUCCACCCUCACAAGCUGAGGCAUUCGCCCGGGCCACCUCGGCUUUGUCUGCUCCUUCAGGGGAUAUCUAUGCUCGGGUCACGCCCAAAGUGGAUGUCGUGUUCGAGACAGACGAGACAGCACGUAACUAUCGGGCCCAUUUCCUUGGCUACGAACACUAUAAUUUUUGUGCCAUCGACGAUAAUUUCGGCCCAGUGGUCAUCUCGCUCAAGACUUACAGUGAUGGCGUCAGCGCUGGCUCAGCCGAGACCAACGUCGACUCUUGCGUGACGAAGACGGUGAGAAACAAUCAUCCCGACAAUGCUCGAAAUGGCACUCACACCCGGAUCAUUGUCCGAUUAAGCUCGGGCACCACACACCGCUUGCUCUCACACAAGGAUUUGCCCAAUGACCUGUCUCCGGUGAAAUUGGCCCAACACGUUGUUAAGGAUCUCACAAUCGAGCGACUAUCUCCCAUCCUGUGCCCUAAGGCAUCCGAAGCCCUCGUCAAUUACGAUGAGCAUGUCUUGGUGAAUAACUUCAAAUUUGGACUCAUUUACCAGCGCAGUGGUCAAAUCACCGAAGAGGCCAUGUUCGAGAAUAGGACUCAUUCGCCUGCUUUGGAUGAGUUCAUUGCCUUGAUGGGAGACCGAAUCAAUCUCGCUCAACAUAAAGGAUAUCGGGGUGGUCUCGACACCCAAUAUGGUCAAACGGGCGACGAAUCCCUUUUCGAAGUGUUUCACGGUCGGGAAAUUAUGUUCCAUGUUUCCACCAUGCUCCCCUACACGGAAAAUGAUCUGCAACAGCUUCAAAGGAAGCGUCACAUCGGAAAUGACAUUGUGGCCAUCGUAUUUCAAGAUGGAAACACGCCCUUCACACCCAACAUGAUCACCUCCCACUUUUUGCAUGCCUACAUUCUUGUGCAACCUAUUGACCCCUGCUCAGCCAAUACCAGGUAUAAAGUGAGUGUUACUGCCCGAAGCGAUGUGCCCUCAUUCGGCCCCAACCUCCCCUCUCCACCCAUUUUCCCUCGGGGACCGCAACUCAAAGAAUUUCUCCUCACUAAGCUCAUCAAUGCUGAAAAUGCAUGCUACAGAUCCGAGCGAUUCUCCUCGCUGCAAAAACGUACCCGUCAAACGCUUUUGACCAACUUGGUGGGUGAGCUCCAACGACAAACAGAGAUCUACACAUCACCCUUCCCCUACAAAGAGGGAUUGUGCAAGGUGCCAUUGUUGGACCCCGCCAAUAGCUCCAGUUUCAUUUCAUCUGUCAAGAAAGCUUUAACCAACAGAUCCAAAAGUCAGGGCCCUCCAGAGGGACGGUUCAUGAAAAUCACUCGGGGAAAGUCGUCAACCUCGAUUCCAAAUUCCGAGUUCUCACAUGGAGUGGAGCUCCUGUCCUCCACCAUGGCCAGCUCAUCCUCGUCCAGGACAUCUUUUCCUGGGUCUGUAUGCUCCGCCACAAUUGCCAGUUUACCGGGAAACACAAGGCUACCCGUAAAGAUUCCAAUUUUGCCUGGACACUCCGGUGACUCGGGGCAUGGGGACAGUGACAAUAGCAUUAGCUCUGGUAGUCCCGCAUUACCAAGCAGUGUCAAUGGAACCGUUGAUCGGAGUCGAAGUAUGGAGAGGUUGACGGCAGGCCAUUUGCGGCACAAGCACCAUCAUCACCAUCACCACCAUUGCGACGAUUCAGAUGAAUCCUCGCUCAGCUCGUCAAUAGACCCUAUGGAUAGCGGGUACAAGCGCUUGUCGGCCUCAAAUUCUCCACCCUCAAUAUCUCGAGGUCGAUCUGUUUCCCCGCGACCAAACAACAAUCGGCACCACGCCGUUCCUUCUUCAUCCUCCUCACCCCAUGACCACCAAUCCUCCGCCUCAGCCUCUUACUUCCAAGGUGAGGUGUUUAUCAAUGGCAAUGGCAGACCUCACUUCAACCACGAACAUGCUCCCCAUACCACCAUCAUCUCCAUGCAUGCUCCGGAUACACCCACCAAUUAUGAGAUUGAUCCCAAUUGUCAAAGUGUGGUUUCGGGCCCUGUCACCAUGAUUACCCUGGAGGGCGACGCUGUGGCUGGGCAACUUGAAAAACUCCAAGAAGAGAUAUCCAAGCUCAGAAUGGACAAACUGGAGCUUCUCCGUCAGAAUGUUUCUAGUCAACACGAAGUCCGGCGACUUCGCGAACGGGAGCUGCAACUUCAAGCCGACUUGAACACGGCCAGUCGUGAGAUCAACCGCCUCCGAGAUGGAAUGAAGCGAUCCCCGAACAGAACCCUCCCCACCACCCCGUGCCCGUCCUCGUCCUCGUCACCUCCCUCGAUCACGGCCUCAAUCCACCACUCCCCCAUUUCGCCCACCAACACGUCACGGAUUAUCAAAAGAAGAAUGUGAUGCGCUGUUAUCAGGUCGUUGUUUUACUUUCAAACCAGGAUCUAGUCAAAAAGCCCCGUCGUCUCUUCUGCCUUUGUGGCCAUUAUCCAUGAUUGAAUGAAUGAAAGAAUGAUGUGAGAUAUGAAUUUGUUAUCGUGUGCCCAAGCUGAGACGGUUAAAUGAUGUUCAAUUCCAGUCAAUAAAUAAUACAACGAAAGAAAACCAUUGUUCUUCUGCCCCUCUGGUUGAUUAAGCAUUGGA
Tigriopus californicus is the source of this 4100-nucleotide messenger RNA. RefSeq lists its product as uncharacterized. Gene Ontology annotation, molecular function: GTPase activator activity. Gene Ontology annotation, biological process: regulation of small GTPase mediated signal transduction; activation of GTPase activity. The transcript is spliced from 4 exons. NCBI's taxonomy places the organism in Eukaryota, Metazoa, Arthropoda, Copepoda, Harpacticoida, Harpacticidae. Bases 186 to 3860 code for a protein of 1224 amino acids. Gene Ontology annotation, cellular component: cytoplasm. The record is from RefSeq and is a predicted model, not a curated record.